This is a messenger RNA of Labrus mixtus (cuckoo wrasse), 9179 nucleotides long. RefSeq lists its product as uncharacterized. The transcript is spliced from 33 exons. Gene Ontology annotation, cellular component: cytoskeleton; plasma membrane. Gene Ontology annotation, molecular function: actin binding; structural molecule activity. The record is from RefSeq and is a predicted model, not a curated record. Bases 170 to 7471 code for a protein of 2433 amino acids. NCBI's taxonomy places the organism in Eukaryota, Metazoa, Chordata, Actinopteri, Labriformes, Labridae.
UCGUCGUGAGACUCCACCCAUUUACGAGCAUCGGACACCUUCAGCAGCACAACAAAGCAUGUGUCGCUCCGCAACAUUGUUUCUCCUCUGAACGUGCGGAAUAUUGCAUUUUAUCGGAUUUUAUGCUGUUUUCAUCUCCAUUGAUGCGAAUCCUAGAGUAGUGGCUACCAUGACAACAGAGGCGAGUGCAGUGAGCGAGGCAGACACUGAGGGCAAGCAGAAGGCCAGUGGGGCAGAACCAGAGCCAGAACCUGAACCAGAGAACAAGCAGAAACCAGAGGCGGCAGUGUCUGACCCAGAGGGGGAGCCUUCAAGCAAGAAGGCCCAGGAGCAGACCGCCGAGCCUGGGACUGCAGAAGUAGUUACCUCCCCUGAGGAGGAGCAGCUGAAGCCUCGUACCCGGACCUCGGCUGGCAAAGGUCUAUCACGCCUCUUCUCCUCUUUCCUCAAACGGCGCUCGCAGUGCUCUGAGGGAGAGGGGUUUGAGGCAGAGAAAGCCAGGGAGGACAAGGCAGACACAGAGGAAAAGGCCGACAAGACAGGAGAGAAGAAGGAGGGAGAAGUGAAAGGUGAAGAGGAGGAGGCUAAGGUAGAAGAGAAGAAACCAGAAGAGAAACCAGAAGAGAAACCAGAGGCAAAAGAAGUGAAAAAGAAAGAUGAAGGAAAUGUAGAGAAAAAAGAGGAGAAAAAGAAAGAGGAAGAAAAAGUUGAGAAGAAGGGCAGUAAAAAGAAAAAAAAAGAAGCCAAGAAGAAAGUAGAGAAAAAGGAUGCAGACAAAGUGAAACAGGAAGAGGUGAAAAGGGAAGAGGAAAAGGUGAAAAAAGAAGACAAAAAGGAUGAUGAACAGGUGAAAAAAGAUGAGGAAAAGGAUGAGGAAAAUGUAAAAAAGGAAGAGAAAAAAGAGGAUGAAAAGGUGAAUAAAGAAGAGAAAAAAGAGGAUGAAAAGGUGAAUAAAGAAGAGAAAAAAGAGGAUGAAAAAGCACAACAGAGUGUAGAAAAGGAGGAGGACAAGUCAGAGACAAAAGAAGAAAAGGAGCCCACCGAUGUAAAAGACAAGGAGGCAGAAGCAGAAAAGAAAGAGAGUAAAGAGGGAGAAAACACUGACAAAAAAGUUGCAAAGAGGAAAGAAAAGGAGGAAAAGGUAAAGAAGAAGGAAGAGGAAAAAGCAAAGAGGAAAGCAGAGGAAGAAGAAAGGCACAAGAAGAGAGAAGAAGAGAAAGCUAAGAAGAAAGAGGAGGAAAAGGCAAGAGAGGCCGAAAAAGCAAAGAAGAAAGAAGAAGAAAAAGCAAAAGAGGCAGAAAAGGCAAAGAAGAAAGAAGAAGAAAAAGCAAAAGAGGCAGAAAAGGCAAAGAAGAAAGAAGAAGAAAAAGCAAAAGAGGCAGAAAAGGCAAAGAAGAAAGAGGAAGAAAAAGCCAAAAAGAAAGAAGAGGAGAAGAUAAAAGAGGAGCCCACAAAGAAGGACGAAGAAAAGGUGAAGGAAGAAGUGAAGAAAAAAGACGAGGAAAAAGAGGAGGAAAAGACGGAGAAAAAACAAAAGAAAGAAGAGGAAAAAGGGAAGAAAAAGGAGAAAGGGAAGAACAAGGGAAAAAAGGAGGGGAAAAGUCUAAGUGACGAGCAGGUGAAAGCACCGAUUGCUGCUCCAGAGCCUGAACUUAAAACUGAGCCAGAAGCUGAACAAGCUCCAGAUCAGCACUCAGUCAGCAGUGCAGAGGCACAGCCAGCUCAAGAGAAACACAAAGACGAAGAGUCGAUAAAUAAGGAGCCAGACGCUGUGGAAGAAGUGAAGGAGGAAGACACAGAGAAAAAAGAGGAAGAACCGACCGAGCAGAAUAACGACGCCAAGGAAGAGGAGAAGGCAAAGGAGGUAACGAAGAAAGAAAAACCUGCGAAAGAAAAGAAGACGGAGAAGAAACCAGAAGAGGCUAAAGGCUCCAAACGUCUGAAAACCAUGCAAUGCAAAGUCACCUUACUGGACGACACUCUGUUUGAGUGUGAGCUGGAUAAACAUGCUAAAGGCCAAGAGCUUAUAACAAAGGUGUGUGACCAUGUUAAUCUGCUGGAGAAAGAUUACUUCGGCCUCGCUCACGGGGAAGCCACAACAAGCAAGACUUGGUUGGAAGCCACCAAAGAGAUCAGGAAACAGGUUCCAGGUGCUGUUUAUGAGUUUACAUUCAACGUGAAGUUUUACCCUCCAGACCCUGCUCAGCUCACUGAGGAUCUCACCAGGUACUUUCUGUGUGUCCAGCUGAGAAAGGACAUCAUGAGCGGUGUUCUUCCCUGUUCCUUUGUCACACUGUCCCUGCUGGGUUCAUACGCAGCCCAGUCGGAGCUUGGAGAGUACGACCCGGAGACACAUGGGACAGACUACGUGAAAGAUCUGAGCCUGGCUCCUGGACAGAGCAAAGAGCUGGAGGACAAAGUGAUGGAGCUGCACCGCACAUACAGGUCAAUGAGUCCAGCUCAAGCAGACAUGUUGUUUCUGGAAAAUGCCAAGAAGCUCGCCAUGUAUGGAGUUGACUUGCAUCAGGCCAAGGAUCUCGAUGGUGUUGACAUCACAUUGGGAGUUUGCUCCAAUGGUCUGAUGGUUUACAAGGACAAGCUGAGGAUCAACCGUUUCCCCUGGCCCAAAGUGCUCAAGAUCUCCUACAAACGUAGCAGCUUCUUUAUCAAGAUCAGACCAUCGGAGCUAGAGCAGUAUGAAAGCACAAUCGGCUUCAAACUUCCCAACUACAAAGCAUCGAAGAAGCUGUGGAAAGUUUGCGUUGAAAACCAUACCUUCUUCCGCGUUCCCACAGUAGAGCCUCCAUCAUCUCGUCGCUUCCUCGUCUUGGGAUCUAAGUUCCGGUACAGCGGGCGCACUCAGGCCCAGACCCGCCAGGCCAGCUCCAUGAUCGACCGCCCCGCCCCUCGGUUCACACGCUCUGCAAGCAAGAGGCUGUCCCGUAACCUAGAUGGAAGUAUGUCAGCUGGAGAUGAAACUCUCCAGCUCCUGCAACAACUCUCAGCAUCAGUCAGGACUGAAGUUGAUGAUUGGUCACUGAAGCUGACAUCUGACCAACCCCGGCCUUCUUCUGAAUUCCCAGCCAGUGGGGAGUCAGAGCAGACUUUCAUUCAGUCCUGGGAGGAGGGACAGUCUGUUCACACAGUCAGAGUGGGCCAGCAGGACACUGAGACGAGCUCUCAGACCACCACAGUGACAGAGCUGUUGACGGAUGAGCAACAAGGAUGGAGAAAGGAAGACUUGUGGUCUGCCCUACUUAAUCGCCAUCCUCCUUUCCCCUUUGCCCCACCUUUUCAUUAUGUGAAACAGCCAGCUAAGCUCAGCUUGUCAAAAAUGAGCUCAAUGGAUAGACUACUGCAACCAUCAACAGCACAGCAAGAUGAUUGGUUUGUUUACUUCGACCACACCCUGAGCCUUCUCUCCCCUGAACAAUUCCCUCCCUCUGCUCAGAUCGAGCUUCGGGAAGAGGAUGAGCAGGUCAUCUAUGAUUCAGAGCAAGAGCCGACCAAUGAGGAGACAAUUAAGAGGCUGCAGGAAAUGGUGAUGUUGGUAGACAAGCUGACAGAGGCAGAAGGUUUAGAAAGGAAUCUAAGGGAAGUGAGGUAUUUGGAGGACAGACUCCAGGAAGUGGAUGAGAUGGCAGAGAAACUUCAGGAAGUAAUAGAAGAGGAAUUAGGUAAGGAGGAGGUGGAAAAGUUAAGAGAGGAAUUUGCACAGACAGAGCUGGAGCAACAAGUGCGAGUGGGAGGUGUAACAAAAACUGUGGUGAUGAAAUCCAUAAGGAGCAUAGAAAAACAAGACGGUGAAGAGGAUGAACUGGAGCAGCAGAUAAAGGAGGUGUUCUUGAAAGGCUUGUAUGAGGAGGAAGAGGCCGAGGGGAAGCAGGAGACUAAAAUAGAGGUCAUAGGUGAGGGUCAGUUUGAUGACAACUUGAUAGAGAAGCUGCGUGGGAUAGAACAGGAAUGGAAGGAGGAAGCUGAGGUCAAGAUGUCAGGCGUCCCUGGUACCACUUCUGUAGUAGCUGACCAGAAGGUGGAGCGUAGGACCAAGAAGAGAGUGACUAUUGUGGAAGAUAGAGAGCCUAAUCAAGAAAUAAUGGUCGGCAGGAUGUUAGAAAAAGUUGUAGAGAAGCUGCAGGCUGAGAAUGAACGUGAGGCGGCAUAUGGCGAUGUCUGGUUCAUACUGUUAGACCGUCCUCCAUACACAGCUGUUGUCAAACCACAAGUUGUGACUGUGGAACGUGCUCAGGUGGAUGAAGGCGAGUAUUUCACCUCAAACACCAAGAUUUCAACCUUUGAGGAGAAAAUUGAGAUUACAGCUCUUCAGAAAAAGACCAAGCUUUUUGUGGAAGAAAGGAAAGUGGAAGAAGAGGAAGUAUGGCGUGCCUCUGAGAUUCCUCCACAACAGACCGUCAUAGAAAGAGACGAUGACUGGUUUAUUUUGCUGGAUGUAAUUCCCAGACAAACUCCUUAUGUACCACCAGUUUCCUCGAAGAGAAGAGGCGAGUUAGACGCAGAAAGUUUUGUCCUGGUGGUGGAAACUGCAGCUGUGCAGGAGAUUGGAGAAGAAGUGUCCGAAGAGAGAAAGAUAAUAGAAAAGGCACCAAGAGAACUACAAGUAAUCCCACUGCAGCCAGUGACAGACAGAGAUGAUGACUGGUUUGUGUUGCUUGAUGUUGUUCCCAGAGAAACAUCAUAUGUUCAACCAGAGCGUGUUGAAGUGUCUCCAGAAGAACGUGUCUCUCUGGUUGAAAUAAAAAACGUCAAAAAACGGGAGGAAAGCUCAGAAGUUGUGACAUCAGGCGUAGAAAUGAAACAGCCGCAAAGUGAAAAGCAAGUAGUAGCCCUUCCACAGACUGUGAGACAGAUAGAAGAUGACUGGUUUUUGCUGCUGGAGGCUUCCACCAGAGAAACAUAUGUGCAACAAGUUACCGCAGAAGAGUAUGUUCCUGAAGAAAGCAUUUCCGUCCAAUCUGACGUAAUCAAAGUGGAGUCCAGAGUGAAGGUCGUAGUGGAAGAAAUUGCAGGAAUUGUGCUUGAGAAAGAGGACAAGAAUCUUUCCAAGCAAAUCCUUCCAGAGCAGAAAAUACCCGAAGCAGUCAGGGAAAGGGAUGACGACUGGUUUCUUCUGCUGGAUGUCAUUCCUAGAGAAACUGAAUUUGUGCCUCCAGCGUCUCUGGCAGCCACAAGCCGAAUGUUUGCAACUGUUCAACCUCGAAUUGAAGUGAAAAGCACAGAGCAGACGUUGCAGCAGGUUGAGUUUGAGCAGAUUACACUGCAGCCUUCACAGCCUCUGCAACAGAAAGAUGAUGACUGGUUUGGGCUGUUUGAUGCUAUUCGCGAAGAGGCAGUCAUAGUACCAUCAGUUUCUCCUGUUGAGAUUGUUCCGGAUAUGAGGAAGUUGCCGGAGGUUGAGGUGAAAACCACAGAGACCACAACAUGGAAGGAGAUGAUAAUUGGUGUGGAGACCAGACAGGUUGAGACACGUUUGUCUGAAAUUAGAACAAGUCAAGCUGCACUGCUUUCCGAGAGAGAAGGAGGAGACGAUUGGUUUGGUCUGUUCGACAUCGUGCGUGAAAAACCUGUUGUCAUACCACCAGUUGCUGUGGUUGAGCGUUUUGUGGAUGUGGUAGCAGCUGCUGAACAAAAACCAAAACUCUUCAUGGAAGAUGUAAAGCAUGCUGUUAAGUUUGUGGAGAUUGAAGCACCACAACCAAGACAGGUGGACGAUGACUGGUUUGUGCUGUUGGAUGUUGCAGAAAGGACAUCAGUGGCUGUGGAUGAACGUCUCCGUAUACCUGCUGAAGUCAGACCAGCCAAAGUGUUAGACGUCAAAGAGCAGAGAGUUACGGUAGUGGAGGAGAGGUGGCAGCAGGGUAAGGUGGUGCAGCAGAAACCACGCCCGGAAGUGAGAGAGGUGGAGGAUGAUUGGUUUAUUCUGCUGGACGUGGCCACUAAGAAAUCAGUCGCUGGCCUUGAGCGUGACCAGUUCCCAGCAGAGAAGAGAGCUCCACCUGCUGCAACCAAAACACUGACUGUUAUUUCCAAGAUGAGACCUCAGUUUGAGGAACGGAUCCUGGAUGAAAGACGUCCUGUCACGCAUACACAUAUUCAUGAUGAUUGGUUUGUUCUUCUAGAUGUUGGACAAAAGAAGUCAGUUGUGAGCACACAUAGGGGCACCCGUCCCGUCAGUGCUCCGGUCUUCUCCCAGGCCGCUCUGGCAGAGGCAGGCAUCCCCAUGGCCCCUUUCGAUCAGCCCCAGACCUCCACCCCCAUCAAGACCGGCCGUCUGGAGGAGAGGAAGCUGGAGGUCACCGUAGAAGCUGUGGAGCCCUCAAAGAUCGAGACUGUGGUUGAGGUCAAGCCAGCAGUGUGGAGAAACCAGAGAGAAGUAAACUCUUCACUGAUAACCACCAUCAAUGGGGACAUGCAGCACGAGUCUGAGGCCGUGAGCACGGAGGUGGUGCGAAUGCGAAAGAAAAGAGCUAAGAAAAUUGAGGGUGACUCAAUUUAUAUGAGACAUAGCCUUUUAAUGUUGGAGGAGUUCGAUAAACCUCAUGAGGACCUGCUCAAGCAUCAUGCCAACAUCAGCGAGCUGAAGAGGAACUUCAUGGAAGCUGUCCCAGAGCAGAGGCCCAAUGAGUGGGACAAGCGCCUGUCCACACACUCUCCAUUCCGCACCCUGGGGAUCAAUGGUCAGCCUCUGCCCAGUGCAGAUGGGAGUGCGUGCAUUAGUCUCCUUUGCAAUGGUUCAGAGACGAAGGCUUCGCAUACCAAAACCAGCACCAACGUGGGCUUUUCAGGCAAAACGAGUCCCACUGUGAGCCACACGGGUGAGCCUGAUAGUGGUGAUUCCCACCUCGGUGAUCCAGUUGAGGAAGAGUCUUUUGAUCAGGAGGAGGUCGUAGUGUUUGAGACCUCCUUACUGCCCAUCAUAGAGGAGGAGAUGGCGCAGCUGCCUCCCUCCCUCGACCCCUGCUGUAGAGGUUUAAAUGAGACCCAAGAAGAAGAAGAAGAAGGAUCAAACCCAGAAGUGAUGGAGGGCUCGGGGAGGAUAGUUGGAUCUUCCCAAGCUUCCUAUUUCAGGAGCGAUGGUCCACGGGUCAUAUGCUGCUUCCAGCCCCCUCUGGUGCAGACCCAGACUGUCACCAUCACAGCUGUCUCCAACUCCUUAUCCAGUGGCAUCGCCACCACAGAGGUCCCUGUCGUCCCCACCAAGACCUUCAUCUAUGCCUCUUCAAAGGAGACAGAUGAUGGAACAGAAGACAAAGAUGGCACAACCACGUCUAGCUCCAAGACCGUCACCUCGGAGGACAUCGGUGGCACCUCAGUCACCACCACUACCACUCACAUCUCAAAGGUAGUGAAAAGCGGAUCUUCGGAGACUCGUGUGGAGAAGAGAAUCGUCAUAACUGCAGACUCUGAUAUGGACCAAGAUAAGGAGAAGGCUGCCGGAGCAUCAGCAUUGUAACUGAACCUGAACCACCAUCUGCAUCCUCCCCAGUAAAUCUUUGACCGCCCUUCAUCAGAGCGCAGCAAUCAUCACACAGUGACCAGCUCUAGACGCACACACAUAUCCAAAAGAUAAUAUCACAUUAAUGCACACCUCAACUUAAGGAUAAUUGAGUUAGUAGAUCUCUGCAUUUUUUUUUUUAAUCAGUUGAGCUGUUCAUUGUAGGUCGAGUGCUGAACAAUGCUCAUCCAGCUUGGUGAAUACACUUUGUUUAAAAACAGCAUUUUCUGUUGAGUUACAUUUGCUUUUAAAUGCAUUUAUGUCCUAGUGGUUGAUUUUAUACAAACAGACUGUUUCCGUUUUAGUUUAGACGCCGUCAUCAGCAUAUUUUCCCUUGGUGCUGCUUGGGGAACGUUAAGACUACAUUCAAGGGAACUCUUAUUUUGUUGUUGUUUACUUGUCUAUUUAAUUCAGGAGAGACAUUUUCUUCAAAAUGAAAUGACAUACCUCACAUCAUUGUGUGGACAAAGAUAUUCUGUGCUCAAAUCUGAACAGUAGUUUGGCUUUGUUCACUGCUCAGGUACAAAAACAAAACAAAAUAUCAAAUCUUUUUCUUCCCUAACCAGCCAGGAAGCCUGUAGCCUACACAUUAUUGUAAAGUUUGAAUUAAAAAUUGAUCUAUUUUGAAAUAUGUCUCUAUUUUAUAGAAUUGAUGUUUUUAUAGGAUUUGUACAAAUUUGAGGUUUUUAAGUUAUUCAUAUCCAUCUGCAUCCUUACGUUGUAGGUUACCAUUGUGCUGUUUACGGAAUUUUGAGGUCUUAAUUUCAGACCUGCUUACCUGUCUUGCCUGACACCCUGAAUCAUUCUUAUUCGUUUCCUCUUGUAGCCCACCAAGCUUAUCAAACCUUUCACAAUGUACUAAGCAGUGCUUCCCUCUGCCUGUGUUGUCUUUAGUAGCAUAGAAGUCAGAUUUGCUUUGAAUAUAUUUGGUUGAUAAAAGAAGUUUUACAAGUUGGGUCUGUUUAUCUCAGGUUUUGAUAUUCUUUGUAAGACUACAGACCUCCAUAUGAUUGUAUGAGGAAUGUUCAUAUAUGUAUAUCCACCCCUACUUUAAAUGUACAUUUAUGUUCAGCAAAGUGAGGUCAAUAAGUACAAAGCUCGUCUGUCACAGUAAGCACACAUGUAUGAGGUGAAGGCAGUUGUCCCAGCACAUGUGGCUUUUCUCUCACAGGAGCACAAAGUUGUCUUUUUUUACAUGUUCUACUAUACAGUAAUUUAUUUAUAAAGUAGGAACCGUUUCAUGUGAUUUGAUGUACUGUGAUGUUUCAACACAAGCUGGUUUCCAGGCUUCCACUAGAGAUGUCACUGUGUUAAAUAUGACAUUGAUUAUGAACCAAGUUUGUUAAGCCUUUUUACCACAUAGUCUUCGAAGUAGAUUGCUCUCUCACUUGCUGUUUCCUGUACGUUUUCAUAGAAGAGAAAAAUAGUUUUAACUAUACCAGUCCCUUUUAGAUAGUAUGUUUGGUAGCAAACUUUUCUUUCUUUUUUUUUUACACAAAAAGAAGCCAUUGGUAUUGUAGCUACAUCAAAACAACAGAAACCUCUCCUGGAAAGAAAAGUAGAAUUUCACAUCAUGAAAGUUAGAUUUUUAGACCAUGGAAAAUGUUGUUGCUUUGUGACUUUUCCUGUCUUUUUAUGAAAAAAAUAAAAGAUGCAUUAUUUUGCA